AUGACUUUGAGCAUAGCUGACUUUACUUUGGACACAAGCCCAAGCCCGCCUGGCAUCUUGACCAUAACCCUUCACGAAGGUGCUGGCUUCUCGACGGUAGACUACUACAGACAGAUCUCCAACAACGAUCUAUCCAGCGAUGCUACCAAAGUCCAUCCAUCGCAAUAUCUCGGGGGGAGCUUCGUGUAUGCGCUUUUGAACUAUGAAAUGUCCCAAGUGACGGUCGAGUCGUUUUUCGGUACCAGCGAAGGUCCUACAUGGGGAGUAGGAUAUUACGCAGAACGCGAGCUGUUCGUCUCCUGCUUGGCAGACUUGACUGUUCACCUCUAUAUCGGAGGCCACAGCACGGUAGACCAGGACAUCUUCCUCGGUAUGACACGGGUCAACCUGUUCGAGAGAUACAAAACGCCCGAGUCACUAUGGCUGGAACUACGGGACGGAGCCGGUAGGAUCCGCGUCAGCUUUAAAUAUCGACAUAUCGAGGAUAAACCAUUGAAAAACGCAGACUUUGAGUACAUCACUAAACUUGGGAAACCUCAUACUGUCUCCUAUGGAAAGGAAGCAGACCAGAAGACAUUCGUUGAGAAAAAGAUUGAUAUUUCCAAAGCACAAUAUAUCACAACUAAACAACCCCAGAUUAAUCACCCAUUUAUCGCACCACUCUCACUUACCUUCAAUCUACAAGGAACGCUGUACCUGCUCUCUCCUUUCGUCAGUGGUGGACAUCUUUUUCGCCAUAUUCAAAAGCAGCGGUCUUUUGAUAUCGAGAGGUCACGGCUCUAUACUGCCGAGAUUCUUUGUGCGUUGGACUAUCUCCACAAUACCCAUGGUAUAAUAUCCUGGCUAAAGCCUGAAAAUGUCCUUCUGGACUCCUUGGGCCAUAUAGUCCUAUGCGGGUUUAGUCUCUUUACUAGAGAACGCGAUACCUACACGAUGCCAGAGUACCCAGCUCCAGAAUUACUCCUCAAUCAUGGAAAGUCAAAGUCAGCGGACUGGUGGACACUUGGAAUUUUCCUCUACGAAAUGCUAAUUGGGCUACCAGCAUAUUUUGAUGAUGACCCCAAGAUGAUAUAUCAAAGGAUACUCAAUCUCGACCAGCCUAUCGAGUUCCCCGAGUCCAUCCCCCCAACUGCCAAAGAUAUUAUAACUAAACUUCUCGACCCCAGGCCUGAACGACGCCUCGGAGCCAAUGGGGGGGCUCCCGAAAUCAAAGCUCACCCAUUCUUUGACGAGGUCGAUUGGCACAAGCUUGAUUUGCGGGAGUACAGGCCUCCUUUUCGGCCUAACUAUGUAAUGUGGUCCUUUGGACGUUAUGGGUUCCCUAUGUCAAUGCCGGAUGAGUUUGAUGGGUUUCAAUACAACAAACCACUGCUCAGAAGAAACACUAUAAUUGAAAACAAUAGUUCUACCCUAAAAUGCAAGGUUGAAACCUAUCAGGUGGUUGUUGAUGACGACUGGGAGCUUAUCUGGGAGAACGGUCUACGGAUAUUCUAUUUCUACAACCGCUUUACAGAGGCAAAACAACCAAUUCCUCAGGCUGUGGCUCCCAAUGAUAAUACUUCAAAUGCAACAACCCCUAGCCAGGCCCAGAAACAAGCGGUACUCGAGGCUGCAUUGCGAGCUGGAUAUAAUCACGCAAUCUCACAGCUACUAGAAUAUGGCAUAGACUUGAACACAAAUAUCUUCGUUACUAGUACUUCUGGAGGUAAAAGUCCACUAGAAUGGGCUACAGAGCAUGAAAACUAUAAUCUAGUGACUCUUUUCCUUGAUAUGGGUGCCGAUGCAGGUUUCUCUACGUUAAAAACAGCUAUGGACAAAAGGAACCAUAACAUUAUCAAGGCCGUGGUACAAAAAUCUAACCGAAUAGCUUCCACAAGGGCCCUUGGUCUUUCUAUAGAUCAACAAGAUAUUACCAUGGUCACAUUCCUCUUGGAAAACGGUGUUCAGUGCAACUUUCAAGAGGAAGAUCGGCCUUCUCCCGAAUAUCGCCCUAGUGGCAGCGCCUUUGACCAUGACUGCCCUUUAUACCAUGGCUCCUGGCCACAAGAGUUUAUUCCUCCGCUCGUUCGGGCAGUUAAGCAUGGUUACAUUGACAUUGCUCGGCUACUACUUAAUUACAGGGCAGAUGUUAAUGUCGGCUACCAUGAUCUAGGAUGGGACUUAACUGAGAGUCACGGACGAGGGAAAAUUUCAUUCUCAUGUGGCAGGGUUAUUCAGUUGGCAAUGGAGUUAGGACAUCUAGAAAUUGUCCAACUGUUACUUGCCAGUGGCGCAGAUAUUGACCUUAUACACCCUACCUGGUGUGUGCCGGGACAUGAGUGCCAUCCAGGAUCAAGGGCCGUGUAUCAGAAAGUUACAGCCAGCUUAAGGGUAUCAGCAAAAAAUAAAGGCCAAAUGGCCACUAUAUAA
This is a messenger RNA of Microsporum canis CBS 113480, 2409 nucleotides long. RefSeq names its product protein kinase. The transcript has a single exon. The record is from RefSeq and is a predicted model, not a curated record. Gene Ontology annotation, molecular function: protein binding; ATP binding; protein serine/threonine kinase activity. Gene Ontology annotation, biological process: protein phosphorylation. Lineage: Eukaryota; Fungi; Ascomycota; Eurotiomycetes; Onygenales; Arthrodermataceae. The coding region runs from base 1 to 2409 and encodes 802 amino acids.